Stegostoma tigrinum is the source of this 1740-nucleotide messenger RNA. RefSeq names its product peptidyl-prolyl cis-trans isomerase C-like. The record is from RefSeq and is a predicted model, not a curated record. Lineage: Eukaryota; Metazoa; Chordata; Chondrichthyes; Orectolobiformes; Stegostomatidae. Gene Ontology annotation, cellular component: intracellular membrane-bounded organelle. The coding region runs from base 98 to 718 and encodes 206 amino acids. Gene Ontology annotation, biological process: protein folding; protein peptidyl-prolyl isomerization. The transcript has 6 exons. Gene Ontology annotation, molecular function: peptidyl-prolyl cis-trans isomerase activity.
AUCCAGCUCCACACUUUGUUAUCUUGGAUUCUCCAGCGUCUGCAGUUCCCAUUAUCACUUACUUUACCUUGAACCGUUUUUCAUCGAAAGAACAAGGAUGAAAUCACAGUUGCUUUUGUUUCUGUUCGCGGUGUUUCUUCUGGAUGCAGCCACCUGUGUGACUGAGAAAAAGCGAGGCCCAAAGGUAACAGCCAAGGUAUUCUUCGACAUUCAAAUUGGCGGUAAAGAUGUUGGAAGGAUCGUUAUUGGUUUAUUUGGUAAAAUUGUUCCAUUGACUGCGGACAACUUUAUCACCUUAGCAACUGGUGAGAGAGGGUUUGGUUACAAAGGCAGCACGUUUCAUCGUGUGAUCAAGGAUUUCUUGAUACAAGGUGGAGAUAUUACUUCAAGUGGAAAAGGAGGAAAAAGCAUCUAUGGAGAUACUUUUCCUGAUGAAAACUUCAAGCUGAAACACUAUGGAAUUGGAUGGGUCAGCAUGGCUAAUUCAGGACCAGAUACUAAUGGCUCCCAGUUUUUUAUUUCAUUGACAAAACCAAAGUGGCUAGAUGGAAAGCAUGUGGUGUUUGGCAAGGUCAUAUCUGGAAUGCCUGUGGUACACAUGAUAGAGCUCCAGGAAACAAACAGUGAAAACUUACCUCUUCAAGACUGUGUGAUUGUAAAUAGUGGCAAGAUAGACGUGAAGGAACCCUUUGUGGUUGAAGUAAAUGAAGAUGACUAGAUAGCAGACCAGUGUCACUCAGGAAUAACACAGGAUAUGAGAGGAUGACAGUUUCUUGUAACAUCUUUGUUAGUGAUAUACCAAAGCGUUAUUCUACAUUUUCUACUGGACUUCUCAAGCAAGGAUUGACUCAUACAUUUCAAAGAUUAUUUGCAGUGCACUAAUCUAGAUAUGGAUGUGCGGAGCAUCCUUUCUCUAUGAGAAGCUUCUCCUGAAUAUGGAGCUGUGAAGAGCAGAAGCACUCCUCUGACAAAAUGUUAAGGUGAUUAAUUGGCCCCACUCUCCUGCAAACCCAUCCCCAAGCACUGUGACCUGACCCACUUUAAUGACAGAUGACAUAAAGUUAGCAGUGGCAUACCUGUUGACUCCCUGUGGGCUCACAUCAUGUACUGGCUCUGUUGAAAUGAGACCCGAGGCCCAAUCUUGAUGCAGUGUUAGAUCUCACCAUUCAGGUGCAACGAAUACAUAAAUUGGGGAUAAAUUUUAGGCCUAUAUUUUUAGUACAACUAUGAAAUUGCAGAAUGAUUCAGUGCUGUUUACAUUAGUUGCAAUGCUCUUUACUUUGUUCCACUUAAACUUUUAUAAAAUUGCUGUUUCACAAAUAUGUUAGUUGUAUAGUAUCAUUUUUAUUAAAGUUAUAUUUGCAACCUAACAGAUAAUGUAUUUAUGAUAAACUUUGUUCUCAGCCAGAAAAGUUACAUUAUUAUAAUAUUUUCUUAAUGAUUUUAAUCAAAAAUGCUACUUAAGUGGAAACAUCCAUAGACCUUUGGUCACCUAGAAGGACAAGGACAGCAGAUACAUAGCAGCAUCACCACUUGCUCUUAGCAUCCUGACUUUGUAUGAUAUGAACUGUCUGUACUGCUCACAAAACAAAACUUUUCACUGUACGUCUGACAACCAUAAAUCAAGUCAAAAAAUUCUUGGAAAUAUAUACUGAUUCUUCACUGUUGCUGAUCAAGAUCCUGGAAUUCCCUUCCUAACAGCAUUGCUGGUUUGCCCACUUCAAGUAGACUGUAGUGGUU